UCCCCCCUCGCCUCAGCCAAAAGCUGGCCUGUGUUCCGUUCUUUCUCCAGUCAUCAUCCAGGGAGUCCACACUACAGCCAUGAAGACCGCGCUGCAAGAGAUGACUCAGUACUGGAGGCUGUACCUGUUGACACUGGUGCUUGGCGUUGGGGGAUCACUUCAGUAUGGAGUUCAAGUUUCCAUCAUGGCAUCGCCUGCUGAACACGUCCAGAGCUUUGUGAACCAGACGUGGCUGGGCAGGUAUGACAUCCCUGUGGGGGAGGCUACCAACACCCUCAUAUGGUCCUUUAUCGUGUCCAUCUUCAGCCUCGGGGGUUGGGCUGGGGCUGUCCACAGUGGCAGCCUUCCAGUCAAAUAUGGACGGAAGAAGGCCCUUCUCUUCAACAAUGUGGUGGCCAUCGUUGCAGCUGUGUUUAUGAUCCUGAGCCGGACUGCUAAAUCAUUUGAGAUGAUCUUGAUUGGUAGAUUCUUGUAUGGAUACAAUGUUGGUCUGGGGCUAAGUGUGCACCUGAUGUAUGUGGGAGAAAGCUCACCAAAGGCGCUGCGUGGCUUUCUCACCUUGACCUGUUCCAUCUUCAUUGGUCUCGGUAAACUGUUGGGCCAGGUGGUUGGAAUCAAAGAGCUGAUGGGCACAGAGGACAUGUGGCCGUAUCUGCUGGCCGUGAGCGGUCUGCCUGCGAUUGUGCAGUUUGUGUCCCUACUGUGUUUCCCUGAGGCUCCACGCUACCUGUACAUCGACAAGGGAGAUGAGGAUGGCUGCAAGAAAGCCCUGCAGUGGUUGUGGCAAGAGGACGAUCUGAAGCUGGAGCUGGAGGACAUGAGAAAGGAGAGGGAGAAAGUCCAAGGCGAGAAGGCCAAGACUGUGCUGGACGUUCUAACAUCUCGAAGUGUGCGUUGGCAGCUGCUGGCUCUGGCGAUCCCCUGCGCUGGAGUCCAGUUCUGCGGCAUCAACGCGCUUUAUUUCUAUGCUUUUGACAUUUUCCGUGAAUCUGGAGUUGAAGAGGACAAGAUGCAUUAUCUCUCCCUUGGCAUUGGAGCAACAGAACUGAUCACUGUAAUAAUCUGUGCAUUUGUGAUUGACCGAGCUGGCAGAAAGAAGCUCAUGGGCUUUGGUUACCUCAUGAUGGGUGUGAUCAUGUCCGUGCUGAUUGUCAUGUUGACUAUCAAGGAUUUGUACGCCUGGGUUCCCUAUUUCAACAUCGCACUGAUCUUCUCUAUCAUCUGCGUCUAUGGCUUGGGACCAUCGGGGGUGUCCAUGUGCCUGCCAGCUGACCUCUUCCUGCAGGCUUGGCGUCCAUCAGCGUAUGUGGUCAGCGGUACCAUUAACUGGCUCAGCCUGUUUGUCAUCGGGAUGCUCUUCCCAUACAUUGUGGAGGGAUUGGGACAGUUCUGUUUCCUGAUAUUCAUUGCAUACUGCAUCUUCAGUGCAGCAUUCAUGUUAUAUUUUGUCCCAGAAACAAAAGGAAAAACCAUGGUGGAGAUCACUGAAGACUUUAACAAAUUAAACUUUAAGGACAGGGGCACAGAGAUUGAGAAGGGAGACUUUGUGCUUGCAACAAAGUUCUAGAAGACUGUAUACACCAUAUUUAUUCCGAAUAUGUGUUUGUUCUUGGUAUUGUAAAUAUGCUGUGUGUCCCCUGAUAAAUUUUAACAUUUGAAUUUGCAUUUCCCCACAUGUUAAUCCUUUGACUAAUUUAAAUACAUGUUCUAAGACACGUUCUUAAGACAAUAAGACAAUAAGAUUUGCAUGUAACAUAGCCCACAAUCUGAAAACAAAGAUUAAGCCUACAUGUUUACCCAAGUUUAGACAUUUUUUUUUUACAAAAACAAUGUGAACAAUACAUAACAUAUUUCAAGUUUUUCUGACUUGUUUUCCCUCCUAUUUAUAAUAAAGUAAGUGUCUCCAUUA
Molecule: messenger RNA, 1909 nt
Organism: Sardina pilchardus (European sardine)
Lineage: Eukaryota; Metazoa; Chordata; Actinopteri; Clupeiformes; Clupeidae
Product: solute carrier family 2, facilitated glucose transporter member 11-like
Exons: 12
Coding region: 80-1567 (495 amino acids)
Biological process (GO): monosaccharide transmembrane transport
Cellular component (GO): plasma membrane
Molecular function (GO): hexose transmembrane transporter activity
Source: RefSeq, a predicted model, not a curated record